This is a messenger RNA of Polistes dominula (European paper wasp), 889 nucleotides long. Its product is annotated as large ribosomal subunit protein uL2. NCBI's taxonomy places the organism in Eukaryota, Metazoa, Arthropoda, Insecta, Hymenoptera, Vespidae. Gene Ontology annotation, biological process: cytoplasmic translation. The record is from RefSeq and is a predicted model, not a curated record. Gene Ontology annotation, molecular function: RNA binding; structural constituent of ribosome. Gene Ontology annotation, cellular component: cytosolic large ribosomal subunit; ribosome.
UUCUUUUUUAGGUUCUUUCAUCUUCUGUUCGUUUAGUGGGUCUAUAAACCAUGGGUCGAGUAAUACGUGCUCAACGUAAAGGAGCUGGUUCUGUAUUUAGAUCUCAUACAAAAAGGAGAAAAGGAGCACCAAAACUUCGUUCUUUGGAUUUCUCUGAAAGGCAUGGAUAUAUUAAGGGUGUAGUAAAAGACAUAAUUCAYGACCCUGGACGUGGUGCUCCUCUUGCGGUUGUUCAUUUCCGUGAUCCUUAUAAAUUUAAAAGACGCAAGGAAUUAUUUAUUGCACCUGAGGGAAUGUAUACAGGACAAUUUUUAUAUUGCGGAAAGAAAGCUACAUUACAAAUUGGUAACGUUAUGCCCGUUGGUACAAUGCCCGAAGGUACUAUAGUCUGUAAYUUAGAAGAAAAAACCGGUGAUAGAGGCCGUUUGGCUAGAGCUUCCGGCAAUUAUGCUACCGUCAUUGCUCAUAACCCUGAUACUAAAAAAACUAGGGUAAAAUUGCCAUCCGGUGCAAAAAAAGUUAUUCCUUCUAACAACAGAGCUAUGGUAGGAAUCGUAGCUGGAGGUGGUCGAAUUGAUAAGCCGAUCCUAAAAGCUGGUCGRGCUUAUCACAAAUAUAAAGUCAAGAGGAAUUGCUGGCCUAAGGUUCGUGGUGUUGCUAUGAACCCAGUCGAGCAUCCUCAUGGUGGUGGUAACCAUCAACAUAUUGGUAAAGCUUCUACCGUUAAACGGGGAACCAGUGCUGGACGCAAGAUCGGUCUCAUCGCUGCUCGUCGUACGGGUAGAAUAAGAGGAGGCAAAACAGAUACUAAGAAAGACGAUUAAAUUUAAAAUUCAUUACUCUUUGGUAUAUGUUGUGCAAUAAAAAACAAAAAGACAAAAAAAGCUAA